UCAGAUCCACACAGGAGCGAGCGCGACUGGCAGCACUGGACACUGACCAAAACAAAACAGAAACACGAAGAGCAAGCCAACGCGUGGGACAUUGCACAGCGUGGAAACACGAAGCACAGCACAGCACAGCACAGCACAGGACUGCACUGCACAGGACUGCAAGCCAGACAGGACCCUCGAGUGAAACCCCGCUGAGCAAUAAGAGAGAGAAAAUAAGAGCAACGUGAAGAACGUGACUUUGGACAGGCUCCUGAACAUCAGUGAGGAUAAAAAGAAGCAGCUUUGGUUGAAAUUUACCUGAGUUUCAUAACCUUUCUAACAACUGAAAAGAGCAGUGCAAGAUUUACAUAACCGUUUAUUCUUUUUAAUUGAAACGACUAAGCUGUAACAACUUUUCUAUACCAUUUGUUAAAUUAUUUAAUGCUUGUGCUGUACUCCCAAGAGGCAGUGCUGAGAUAUUUUUUAAUUCAUUGGAAAGUUGGUUUAUAAAAUCUGAACUUAGGCUCUUGGUGUGGGGGGAAAUAAUGAGUGAGUGAGCUAGUUAAUCUUAAAAUCCAUCUUUCGACUGCAGUUAACGCCCAGUUUAAUUUAGCAAUGCUAACAGUUUGAUACAAACAAAAAAGUGACGACUGCAUUUAAUUUUUUCAAAAUGUACUAGCGAAGGAAACAAAACAUGUGGGACAUGUUGUAGCAAAUCUGCAUUUUACUCUCUCAUACCCAGUUUAGAAUGCAAGCUGUAUAAGUAAAAGUGUAAAAACUCGGCCGAUGCCAAGUAGUGUAAUGUGAGUUGACAGUCCGCUUUGUGGAAUUUCCUUUCCCCCUUUUUUCUGCAAAAGUAGUUUAAUGAGGUGAACAGAGGUUUCCAUAAAGCAGGGCUCUGGUUUCCGCCUGUAUCUUUUUUUUUUUUUCUGUUCGUGUGAGUUGAAAGAGUAUAAAAUGAGUAGGUGAGGGAGCAGCAGGGAGAGAGAGCUGGCACCAAGUGCUGCUUCUGGUGCUUUGGGAUAACGAGCGACCGUCCUGGCAGCUGUACCCUGCAUCGCACACCCGCUACGUCACCCACAGACGCUCGGCAACACCAAUCAGCCAUCCAGAAAACAGAGCAAGAGGGUGCUGGACUACAGAGCCCGAACUCUGGAUCCUGGCCAUGAGGUUUGAUGCCUCACUCCACUGACUGGAGACACUGGACCUAAAUGGCGCAGCAUGACUUUGUUCCUGCCUGGCUUAACUUCUCUACACCCCAGCCUGCCAAGUCCCCCGCACCCAUGCUUGAGAAACAUGGAGAGCACUUUUCCAGAGGAGAGGGCCGCUUUGGAGUAAGCCGCAGACGACACAACUCUUCCGAUGGAUUCUUUAACCAUGGCCCUCUUCGCACCACUGGGGAUGGCUGGCAACAACCUUCCCUUCUCCGACACGAUUCGGUGGACUCUGGUGUUUCGAAAGGCCCCCACACUGGGCUGAUCAGUAACCAGGGCUGGAAGGAGAACUCCAGCUGGCAUAGUGCGCCGCGGGGCCCCGAGGCAGUGAACCACCGUCACCACCACCGCGCCCCGCAGCGGCACGGGAACGGCAGCGUGCACCCCCGCAAGGGGCCCGCCUUCCAGGACAAGCAGGCUGCCCAGGCCAGGGGGGAGAAGGGCCCCAAGGGGGCGAAGCUGAAGUUCAUGGAAGAGGAUUUUCCAUCCCUCAAUCCAGAAGCAGGAAAACAAACCAACCAGAGCAGACCUCUGGGGACCCCAGCUGGAGUGUGGGAGAACCCUCCCAGUGCCAAGCAGAGCGUUUCAAAGAUGCUGGUCAUCAAGAAGGUUUCGAAAGACGACCCCUCUGCUGCUUUCUGCGCAGGGUUUGCAAUCGCAGGACCCCUCCCUGCAAACGGAAACAAAACCCACGUCACCGGACCCAGCGUUUACAAAAACCUGGUGCCCAAACCAGCAGCUCCCCCAACUAAGGCAGGUCCAUGGAAACCCAAUGGAAGGGAAAUUAAAUCCGGUUUACAUUUCUCAGGCCGGGACUCCGCCUUCACCAGCCCCGUAUCCGCGACCAAACCUCUUGUUCAAAUGAGCAGCUCGAGUCACACGUCCCUGAAGGAGACUCCCUCCAGCACCACCCCUCCUAUGGACAUCAACCCACCUCGCCUGGUGAGGCUGAUGCGCCGCAGCACUGACAGGAAGAGUGAGUUUCUGAAGGCUCUGAAGGACGAGAGGAACGGGGGCGUCUCUGCCUGCCAGAGCCCCUCUGCCCAGGAGGAAGGUGAAAGUAGUACACCUGAACCAAAAGAAUAUGGUGAAGGAAAUUGCCAUCAGAACGGUCUUUCUCUCUCGCUCAGCGACUCAGACACUGACCACCUGUCUAGCUCUUUGGAAGCAGAGCAUAGGUUGUUGAAAGCCAUGGGGUGGCAGGAGCACCCAGAAAACGAUGAGAACUGUCUGCCGCUGACUGAGGAUGAGCUGAAAGAAUUUCAGGCUAAAACUGAGCAGCUGAAGAAAAAUGGCUUUAGAAAGAACGGACUCCUCUUGAAGAACAACAGCAGUGCUUUUCAGCUUGGUCACUGGAGAAGCCCACUGGAAUUGGAAGAGGGCUCAGAGACAGAAACCAGCAGCAGCGAGACCUCGGCUGACGAAACCUAACGUGGCUUUAACCUUUUGCUGUCUCUUUGUUGGCUUUUUUUCAUGCACAAGGGAAAGUAAUCGUAUCCCACUGUUUUUUGUGUUGUUUUGUUGUUUUUUUUUUUAUUUAGAAAUUUUGGCUUGUGAAGCUUUUUUUUUCCUUUUCAUUAAUUUUAGUUUUUGCCCCAGUUUUAGGCUUCACUGAAACGUCUUUUGAAUAUUUAGGAAAAGGGCAAUGCACACUGGAUUUUUUUUUUUUUUUUUUUUUUUU
Polyodon spathula (Mississippi paddlefish) is the source of this 2874-nucleotide messenger RNA. Its product is annotated as vasculin-like protein 1. The record is from RefSeq and is a predicted model, not a curated record. Gene Ontology annotation, cellular component: nucleus. Bases 1191 to 2624 code for a protein of 477 amino acids. Gene Ontology annotation, biological process: DNA-templated transcription; positive regulation of DNA-templated transcription. Gene Ontology annotation, molecular function: RNA binding; DNA binding. Lineage: Eukaryota; Metazoa; Chordata; Actinopteri; Acipenseriformes; Polyodontidae. The transcript has 12 exons.